Messenger RNA from Hemicordylus capensis (graceful crag lizard), 3494 nucleotides. It is a transcript of the gene CLDN20, whose product is annotated as claudin 20. Gene Ontology annotation, cellular component: plasma membrane; bicellular tight junction. Gene Ontology annotation, biological process: bicellular tight junction assembly; cell adhesion. Bases 419 to 1354 code for a protein of 311 amino acids. NCBI's taxonomy places the organism in Eukaryota, Metazoa, Chordata, Lepidosauria, Squamata, Cordylidae. The record is from RefSeq and is a predicted model, not a curated record. The transcript is spliced from 2 exons. Gene Ontology annotation, molecular function: structural molecule activity.
UCGUCUCUGCAACCCAUUAAAUAGACGCGGAAGAACACAUGUAGCAGCCUGCUCUGGGGUGGAUGCUGCUGCUUCAUUUACUGGAAAGAGAAGCUUUACGGCAGAUGGCAUACCAGAAACCAACCCCAAGCUGUGCAAUUAAUACUGCCAAGAUGAUGCUUGUGGAAAAGAAGUGCAAAAAGAAGUGGAUAUGAGAAUCAGUAGCCUGUUCAUCCACAGAAAGGAAGGCACCAUUAGAGAGAUCCUUUACUCACCCGACUCUAUCCAUGAUUUAAAGAUUCAGCAUGCUUUCAGCCUACACAGAACUUUAUAAUGCAAACCUGAGCUUUCAGAACACACACGCAAGAGGAAGGGUUUUUGAAUGGGUUGUGUCUGCAGCAGAUAUUAGAAGAUGACUCCCCUUCAACAAAAUUAAAUAAUGUGGCGAAAGGCACUUAAGAUGGCAGAAGCAAUGAAGACUUUCUGCCACUGUGGAACAGGUAGCUCCAUAAAUGUGUCACUAAUUACUUGGUUAACUACAUACGACACUUCUCAAAGACUGCAUUUAGCUUACUGGAGGAAGGGGGAAAGAAGAUCUACACCUGUGUGGAAGAGACAGCUACAGCCUUGCCUGGGGAGCUAUCAGACACUUACACACGUUUACAACAGGAGAAAGACAGGCGGACAAAAGGUGACAGCAAAUCUCAUCAUGGCAUCAGCAGCUCUACAGUUCUUUGCUUUCAUCUUAGCCUUGUUUGGCGUUUUCGGCGCAAUCACAGCCACCUUGUUGCCCAACUGGAAGGUGAAUGCAGACGUGGGUUCAAACAUCAUCACAGCCAUAACUCAGAUGCAAGGGCUCUGGAUGGACUGCACAUGGUACAGCACCGGGAUGUUUAGCUGCACCCUGAAAUAUUCCAUCCUCUCCCUCCCUGUUUACAUCCAGGCAGCACGGACCACCAUGGUUUUGUCUUGCAUCCUCUCAGCUUUUGGAAUCUGCAUCGCCACUGUUGGGAUGAAGUGCACCCGCUUGGGAGGGGACAGAGACACCAAAAGUCACACUUCGUUUGCAGGAGGAGUCUUCUUCAUCAUCGCAGGAAUAUUUGGUUUGAUACCAACAGCCUGGUACACAAGAGAGAUCAUUGCAAAUUUUCUGGACCCAACAGUCCCAGAAAGCAGUAAGCACGAACCAGGAGGAGCAGUUUACAUUGGAUUCAUUUCAGCAGGACUUCUAAUCACUGCUGGUGCCAUCUUCGGCACUUCCUGUUUUAAAAAGCAGCAGGGAGCGUGGAUUUAUCCUAACAAGCAGCAGCAGCAGCAGCUCCCAGCUGCCCAGCAAGAGAACACAACAGGCUACCACCUGAAGGACUAUGUGUAAAGGCAACUGUGAGUCUGCCAGCCAAGUUCCUGUGCUACCAAGGGUGGCUUUGUUUACUGUAGAUUUUUCUCUUGGUUUAAAGGUCUCAAAUCAAAACUUCUGUUCUUGACGAGAGGGUCAUAAUUACAUUUCAGCAAGCUAUUUUUAAUUCACCAAAAGGGGUACAAAAAAGUUUAAAUAUCUGCAACAGCCAUUAAUUUAUUGCUGAUAUUGCUUUGCAACUGAAAUGUACUGGGAAAGAACAAAACUAAGAGUACAAAGGAUUAGUGCGGGGUGGGGGGUUAGCAUGCAGAAGUUAGCUCAUUAUUUGUCAUGCACCAAAAUUUAAUUUCACCCAGACUCACAUUUUAAUUGUAACAACAGCAAAACCUACUCUGCCUCUAUGGAACCCUAUGUAUUGUUCUUAAAUCAUACCUACAUCUGUUUUUCAUUGUCAGUUUUCAACUACCAUGGUAACUAGAUUUAAUUUUAAGUAAAAGAGCUCUGAAUUUGCAUAUCAGAAGCAAAAGAGCUGACACUGCCAUUCAGAUGUUGCCAAAACUGCCGCCAGCCCAUCACCACCUGCUGCAGGUUCCAGUUUUAUUUCAAAAGAAAUGUCUACUUAAUAGUCUCCAACGCUGCUAAUGUAAGGUUCAAACACCCAACAGGACUGAGAAAGGGACACUGAGGCAAGUCUUCAUAACUAAGAAAAGUGUUUAACCCUCCAAUUUGAAGCUGGGCAAUUUGGUUUAAGCUAACGGAAAUAUUUGUGUUACCAAUAACUAGUCAGUGCUUCAAUACUGGUUUGAGCCAUUAUAUGAUUUGGCGCCUUUAAAACUUAACUUUAUACAAGCUGUUUACAAGGCGCACUUGGAUCAGGCCCCAACGUUCUUGGCAGUCUGCCACACAAAACUCUUGCAGGUGGCAGCCACUCAGUUUGCAAUUACUUAGCCAGCAUGAUUCACGUGGUUAAUAGUUCUUGCUUCUCAGGACCUUCUUUCUAACAUGCUGAAAUAAUUAUUAGUCACUGUAGGGAACCCCUCAUUUCCAUUCAGAAGGAGAGGCAGAAUUUAAAUCUCUUUGUGUAAGAGGAGGAGGAAUACAGAGGGCAGCUCUUUGGUCAAUAACUCAGGACAGGCGCUGAGCUAUACAUAUAUAUAUAUAUGCAUAUGCACACACUGCCUAAACCCAACACUAGGAAUAUGUUUCACUCAGUGGUUCCUUAGAAGGCGUGCAGGUAGUUAGCAAAUUAUUAGGUUCAUUUUUCUCCCCCACCUGUCUUGCAUUUUACAACUUUUAAGUGGGAGGUACAAACAGCUCUUUGUAAUCAAAUGUUCAGCUGUUUAAAAAACAACAACCAAGGAACUUGUUUUAGCAGCUACUAUAUUUAUGAGUACAACUGUUUAAAAACACAACUAGAAGUACCAAAGUUAUUUGGCUACUCUGUACUUCAUUUUGCAGGGGAGUAAUAUUAGGUCUGUAAAUAGUAAGAUGUUGGUAGUUCCUUUAAGCACCAGCUCUUACAUGUACAAGUUUUUAAAAAUGCUGUAUUCUUUUUUAAUCAUAAAUACCUGUGUGUCCAAAUUAGAGAUAUACUAAAGACAAACCGUGUCUAAAUAAAACCUAAAUAAAAAGAUUUUUUAAAACCCUAGAGAACCAGGGCAGAUCUUAAUGCAGAAGAAAAUUCCACAAGCGCAUUUACAGAAGCAGUCUUGCAAACGGAUGUUUGAGAGCCAAAAUGAAGGCUCCUCCACAUUUCAGACCCUGUAUAAUCCAUAAUAUACAUUUUCCCUCGACAGGUAGCAAGUAAACAAGGUACACUGCAGCAAGGUGUCUGAAGGAGAAUAUCAGGAAGCUACAAGUUUAAAAACACUCCAAAGCAGUCUCGGUUAUUUCAGUGUGCUUAACUAUAGAAGUAAGCAGUGGUGACUUAUCAGUGUAAAAAAUACAGCCACCAUCUUCUGUGCAAAUCCUCAAUACCUUGUGAAUGGUCUAAAGAAGCUCAAGCAUAAGAGAAAAAUAUUUUUCGGCAGGGAGGGAGGAGAUCCAAUGCCAGCAUAAAACAAAUUGUAGCCUGGCAAUUUCUGCUCCUCUUGCAAACAGUAUGUAUCAGCUUUCCUAUUUGCUGAACUGUUCCUUUAAUAAAAUAGUUUGUAUUUGA